Trypanosoma brucei brucei TREU927 is the source of this 372-nucleotide messenger RNA. RefSeq lists its product as hypothetical. The record is from RefSeq and is a predicted model, not a curated record. The transcript has a single exon. The coding region runs from base 1 to 372 and encodes 123 amino acids. Lineage: Eukaryota; Euglenozoa; Kinetoplastea; Trypanosomatida; Trypanosomatidae.
AUGAAUGCCGCGACAUAUCAACCCGCGAGUACCACUGCAGUGCCUGAAAUGCAAAGUGCAAACCUCAGCUUACAAAUCCUCAAACAUUACCAUUCUUUCCUUUUGGCGGUACCUUUCACCGUCGACAACAACGGGGCACAUGGAUACUCGCCGACUCGAGAACUAAUGAAUCUGCAGCGCCCUCCCCCCUUCCCCCCGGUGCUCGACGGCUGUCCGCCCAUCCAGUUUCAUAUACUAAACCAUAUGCUGGUUCGCAGCGCCCCACACACACCACCGGCGCGGAACUGUGACGCCACGUUUGUGACCGGCGUCGUCAGAAAAUAUCUUCAGUUCGGCCCACGCAGAAGUAUUGUGGAAUCUCCCGAAUUGUAA